AAUAUACUAAAGUCUCUAGUCUACUGUUUGCUAUCAAACUGAAAGGUGUUGACAAACCCCGGAUCGUAUUUCAUUAGGUAUUGCUAGUAUGUCAGAGGAAGAUCCAUAUAUGUAUGACGGCGAUUCGCUGGUGAUUACACCAGAAGAUUGUUGGACUGUCAUUUCAUCAUUUUUCCAUGAGAAGGGGUUGGUUUCCCAGCAAUUAGACUCCUUUGAUGAAUUCAUCGAAACAACCAUCCAAGAGUUGGUUUGGGAAGACUCACAUUUGAUUUUAGAUCAACCAGCACAACACACGUCUGAAGAUGAUAAUGAAAAUAGACGUUAUGAAAUUACCUUUGGGAAAAUUUAUAUUUCUAAGCCUACUCAAACUGAAGGUGAUGGUACUACUCAUCCAAUGUUCCCACAAGAAGCACGUUUACGUAACCUUACAUACUCUUCCCCACUCUAUGUUGAUAUGACCAAGCGAGUGUUUAAAUCCGAUGACAACAAGCGUGUGAAUAAUGAAUUACAAUGGAUUGAAGAAAAAGUUGAAGUUGAAGAACCACAAACUAAAGUAUACCUUGGUAAAGUACCAAUUAUGUUAAGAUCUAAGUUUUGUAUGUUACGUGACUUGGGUGAGCACGAAUUCUACGAAUUAAAGGAAUGUCCUUAUGAUAUGGGUGGUUACUUUGUCAUCAAUGGUUCUGAAAAGGUUCUUAUUGCCCAAGAAAGAAGUGCGGCAAAUAUUGUACAAGUUUUCAAGAAGGCAGCUCCUUCUCCUAUCUCUCAUAUUGCCGAAAUUAGAUCUGCCAUUGAAAAGGGGUCACGUUUGAUUUCUUCUAUGCAAAUUAAGUUGUAUGGUAGAGAUGACAAGGGAACUACAGGAAGAACCAUCAAGGCAACUUUACCAUACAUUAAGGAAGAUAUUCCAAUUGUAAUUGUGUUUAGAGCCUUGGGAGUUGUUCCAGAUGGUGAUAUUUUGGAACAUAUUUGUUAUGAUGCUAAUGAUUGGCAAAUGUUGGAAAUGUUAAAGCCAUGUGUAGAAGAAGGGUUUGUUAUUCAAGAACGUGAAGUUGCCCUUGAUUUCAUUGGUAGAAGAGGUGUUUUAGGUAUCAGAAGAGAAAAACGUAUUCAAUAUGCAAAGGAUAUCUUACAAAAGGAAUUAUUACCACAUAUCACUCAAGAAGAAGGUUUUGAAACUAGAAAGGCUUACUUCUUGGGUUAUAUGGUGAAUAGAUUAUUACUUUGUGCAUUGGAAAGAAAGGAACCAGAUGACAGAGAUCAUUUCGGUAAGAAACGUUUGGAUUUAGCUGGUCCAUUAUUGGCCAACUUGUUCAGAAUCUUAUUCAGAAAAUUAACCAAGGAUAUUUACAACUAUAUGCAAAGAUGUGUUGAAAAUGAUAAAGAAUUUAAUUUGACUUUGGCAGUGAAAUCUCAAACCAUUACCGAUGGUUUACGUUAUUCUUUGGCUACUGGUAACUGGGGUGAACAAAAGAAGGCUAUGAGUUCUCGUGCCGGUGUUUCCCAAGUUUUGAAUCGUUACACAUAUUCUUCUACUUUGUCGCAUUUGAGAAGAACAAAUACUCCUAUUGGCCGUGAUGGUAAGAUUGCAAAGCCAAGACAAUUGCAUAAUACCCAUUGGGGUCUUGUUUGUCCUGCAGAAACUCCUGAAGGUCAAGCGUGUGGUUUGGUCAAGAAUUUAUCUUUAAUGUCUUGUAUUUCCGUUGGUACUUCUUCAGAACCAAUUUUAUACUUUUUAGAAGAAUGGGGUAUGGAACCAUUGGAAGAUUAUGUUCCUUCUAACUCUCCAGAUUCCACCAGAGUGUUCGUCAAUGGUGUUUGGGUUGGUACUCAUAGAGAGCCUGUACAUUUGGUUGAUACCAUGCGUAAUUUAAGAAGAAGAGGUGAUAUUUCUCCAGAAGUUUCUAUUAUUAGAGACAUCAGAGAAAAGGAAUUCAAAAUUUUCACUGAUGCUGGUCGUGUUUAUCGUCCAUUAUUCGUUGUGGAUGAUGAUCCAGAAUCUGAAACCAUGGGAGAAUUGAAAUUACAAAAGGAAAACGUUCAUCAAUUAUUGAAUUCUGAAUACGAUGAAUUUGAUGAUGAUACUGAAAACUCUGGCUAUAAUUGGACCUCUUUGGUAAAUGAAGGUAUUGUUGAAUAUGUGGAUGCUGAAGAAGAAGAAACUAUUAUGAUCGCCAUGUCUCCAGAAGAUUUGGAAGCAAGUAGAUCGGCCAUGACUGAAACUCAGCAAAAAACCGUACAAAUGGAAGAGCAAGAGCUUGACCCUGCCAAGAGAAUUAAGCCUACCUUUAGUGGUAGCACACAUACUUUCACUCAUUGUGAAAUUCAUCCAUCGAUGAUUUUAGGGGUUGCUGCCUCUAUUAUUCCAUUCCCAGAUCAUAACCAAUCUCCUCGUAACACAUAUCAAUCUGCUAUGGGUAAGCAAGCUAUGGGUGUAUUCUUGACCAAUUAUGCCGUCAGAAUGGAUACCAUGGCUAAUAUCUUGUACUAUCCUCAAAAGCCUUUGGCCACCACUAGAGCUAUGGAACAUUUGAAGUUCCGUGAAUUGCCUGCUGGUCAAAACGCUAUUGUAGCUAUUGCCUGUUACUCAGGUUAUAACCAAGAAGAUUCUAUGAUUAUGAAUCAAUCUUCUAUUGAUCGUGGUUUAUUUAGAUCUUUGUUCUUUAGAUCUUAUAUGGAUUUGGAAAAGAGACAAGGUAUGAAGGCUUUAGAAACAUUUGAAAAGCCAACUAGAUCUGAUACCUUAAGAUUAAAGCAUGGUACCUAUGAAAAGUUGGAUGAUGAUGGGUUAAUUGCUCCUGGUGUUAGAGUCAGUGGUGAAGAUAUCAUCAUUGGUAAGACUACGCCAAUUCCUCCUGACACUGAAGAACUUGGUCAAAGAACUCAGUACCAUACAAAGAGAGAUGCUUCUACUCCGUUGAGAAGUACCGAAUCCGGUAUUGUUGACCAAGUUUUGUUAACUACUAACGGUGAUGGUGCUAAGUUUGUCAAGGUUAGAAUGAGAACAACAAAGAUUCCUCAAAUUGGUGAUAAAUUUGCUUCCAGACAUGGUCAAAAGGGUACUAUUGGUGUUACUUAUAGACACGAAGAUAUGCCAUUCUCAUCUCAAGGUAUUGUUCCAGAUUUGAUUAUUAAUCCGCAUGCUAUUCCAUCUCGUAUGACAGUCGCCCAUUUAAUUGAAUGUUUGUUGUCGAAGGUUUCUUCAUUAUCUGGGUUGGAAGGUGAUGCUUCUCCUUUCACUGAUGUCACUGCUGAAGCCAUUUCGAAGUUGUUGAGAGAACAUGGUUACCACUCUAGAGGUUUUGAAGUUAUGUACCACGGUCACACUGGUAAGAAGUUGAUGGCACAAGUCUUUUAUGGUCCAACUUACUACCAGAGAUUGAGACACAUGGUAGAUGACAAGAUCCACGCCAGAGCUAGAGGUCCAGUCCAAGUCUUGACCAGACAACCUGUAGAAGGUAGAUCUAGAGAUGGUGGUUUACGUUUCGGUGAGAUGGAAAGAGAUUGUAUGAUUGCUCAUGGUGCUGCCGGAUUCUUGAAGGAAAGAUUAAUGGAAGCAUCCGAUGCUUUCAGAGUUCAUGUUUGUGGUAUGUGUGGUUUGAUGUCUGUCAUUGCCAACUUGAAGAAGAACCAAUUCGAAUGUCGGUCAUGUAAGAAUAAGACUAACAUCUACCAAAUCCAUAUCCCAUAUGCAGCCAAAUUGUUGUUCCAAGAACUUAUGGCUAUGAACAUUUCUCCUAGAUUGUACACCGAAAGAUCAGGAGUGAGUGUACGUUUUUAAAGCAUAUCCAUAAUAUAAGGUGUUCGUUCAAAGUACAGUCUUAAGUCGAAACACUAAAAACUAGAAAAAAAAAAAGAAAAAGAAAAGAAGUAACAUACCGGGUGCCCUGGGGGUACAAUCACUUGUAUUUUAUGUAAGUCAAUAUAC
Messenger RNA from [Candida] anglica, 3928 nucleotides. The record is from the annotation of a GenBank genome assembly. Lineage: Eukaryota; Fungi; Ascomycota; Pichiomycetes; Serinales; Debaryomycetaceae.